ACCUGAUGUGGUUAGUGUCACCACUGUGACCAUGACUUUGCUGAGCUCUGAGGGAAUGGCUGAAGGGGCUUUAGGGGCCAGUGGCACCUCUUGCCCUCUCUGGACUGUACUUUAUGACUAUGAAGCCACUGGAGAAGAUGAGCUGAGCUUGCGGCGGGGAGAAGUGGUCGAAGUUCUCUCUAAAGAUGCUGCGGUCUCUGGAGAUGAUGGCUGGUGGGCAGGCAAAAUCCGCCAUCGCCUUGGUAUCUUCCCAGCCAACUAUGUGACUUACCAGCCAGUAUGUUGUCAGCAUCCCCAGCUGGAAUUAUUGGACAAAUCUGGGCAUCAAGCCCGAAGCCGAACAAUGGGUGAUGGGCAUUCUACAGGUGGUGAAGACCAUCUUGGUUCUCUUGCAGAGAUUGACUUCCAGAAUCUGGAGCUGCAGGAGAUCAUUGGAGUUGGGGGCUUUGGCAAAGUUUACAGAGCCGUGUGGAAAGGUCAGGAAGUGGCAGUCAAAGCAGCUCGGCAGGACCCAGAUGAAGACAUCAUGGCCACGGCGGAAAGUGUGCGGCAAGAAGCAAAAUUGUUCUCCAUGUUGAAGCAUCCCAACAUUAUUGAACUUCAUGGUGUCUGUUUGCAAGAACCCAACCUCUGCCUGGUUAUGGAAUUUGCUAGGGGAGGGCCACUCAAUAGAGUUUUGUCGGGGGCUUCCCCUACAGCUAGUGGAAGCCACUGGGGACGGCGCAUACCUCCUCACAUACUGGUCAAUUGGGCAGUGCAGAUAGCUUGUGGGAUGCUCUACCUACAUGAAAAAGCCAUAGUUCCGAUCCUUCACAGAGACCUCAAGUCGAGCAACAAGCAGAAACUUUCCCCUGAAGGCCUGGAUGCUAAGCGGCCAAAACAAUUAAAAUUGCCAAAUCAGGCCUAUAUUGAUCUACCUCUUGGGAAGGAUGAAAAAGGACUUAGUUCUGCAGAACCAGACAGCUUUGAAGAAGGGAAUUCAGCGAGUUCAACAAACAGCACACCACAAAUGACACCUACAGACAGUCUCAGCAGAACAUUGCAGAGAAAGAAAACGGACUCUGUGUUAUAUGGAUGUACUGUCCUCCUUGCAUCUGUAGCUCUGGGCUUGGACAUUAGGGAGCUGAACAGGUUGCAGAAUCCAGAGGAAGUGUUGCAUAAGGAAGAAAAGAAGAAGCGUGAUGGACUAUUUCAGCGAGCUUCCAAGUUUCGUCGAAGUUCAAGCCCUGAAAGGCUGCAGUCCAAAAAAGAGGGGACACACAUCACUUCAGUAAGCCCAUCUGCAAACACUGUGAAUCUUUUGUCUUUAUCUUCUGCUUCCAGUAAGUGCCUUCUGCAGUCUAACUGUGAAGAUACUGCUGCAAGGACGCUGCCCAGUGAUAGAGAUGGCCCUAUUAAAUGUCUGGUGGCUGAGAGCCCUGUAAAUAGAAAAGAACAAAUUGUUCCUGCCACUGGUUCCAACUUCCCAUGUCCCAGUCCUCUUCUCAAGCAGGAAUGCCAAUGUACACCAAAUGUCUCUUCCCCUAAAGUGAAAGUUAUGGGGCACAGAAGAACCGUGUCAGAUGGAAAUCCAUGUCAUGCUGCAACUAACGGUGUCCCUGAGGUUCUGCUCGUUUCAUCACUCUUACAAAGAAACCUUCCCAUCAGUGCAUCUCCUGAAAAGCAAGGACCUGUCAAUAUUAUACCAAGACCUCGACCUUCUUCAUUAAGAAGCAGGCUAGAUCCUUGGCAGGCUGUUUCACCAAAUGUGAAGUUAAGCCCUUUUGAGAUGGAUCAUUUGAAGGGUGAUAGAGGUUCCAAGGCUAACUCGUUAACAGACCCUGAGGCGAGAACUAAAUCCCACAUGCCCUCCUUACUUGAUAUUGAUGUUGAAGGUCAGAACAGUGAUUGUACAGUGCCUUUGUGCAGACUGAAGAGUAAAUCAUGCCGGCCAUCAAUAUAUGAACUGGAAAAAGAAUUUUUGUCAUAAGUGCCUUGAAUGUUAAAAUGCCAUUUUAAAAGAAGUAAGGUUUAACUUAAUUUUUUUGCAUCUAUGGCAAUUUUAUGCUGCUUUUUCCUAAGUUUAAUAACCAAGAUAACUGAUGGUACGCAAGAUCAGAUAAAGUAGUAAAUGUAGAAAGAAUGUUGGGGUUGGGAGGGAUAGUAGUUGCUCUGCUGGCCCAUCUGGUCAUUGACAAUAUUCUGAAUAAAUAGAUAUAUAUCAGGUUUAACAUACUUGUUACAAUUUGAUUUUAUAUUUCUGUUCAUGGUAUCAAAUACUUUUCUUUAUUCCAGUGUUGAUCAACGAGAUCUUAAAAGUCCCUUUUCAAUAUAAAUUGACAUUUUGCCUACAGAUGGCUUUCAGGAGAAAAACUGCUAGGAACUGGUUUCAAGAUUUCUUCAGAAGGCACUGAAACUGUGAUCUCAUCUUCACUAGAGAAAUAAUAAUUAUGACGUUUGGAAACCUCAGCCUCAGAUUUCAGAUUGUGUAGUUUUAAGGCAUAGUAAGAAUAGACGCAAUUUUGAUUUCAGCAAAGGUAAAAAUUUACCCAUGCCAGAUCAUCCAUCAUAAGGUUACUUGGAAAUCUGCACAUCUGAGAUCACAUUUUUAAAAAUGCAGCUUCCAUUGAUGAUGCAAUCAGACAUUGUUUUUAAAAAGUAUUUAAUAUUUUUAAUGAGAAACUAUGCAUGGAUAAAUGUGUCUCUAUGUGUCUUAUUUGCACUGAUGACGGUGCAUCCUGGACUGCUCUUAGUAUUGUUAAUUUGAACACAGUUCCUAAAAUCAUGAGUUUAUGAGUUUGUAUAUUUUUGAGUAUGGUGAUGGGGAGAAAACUGGAACAAAGCGCAUUUUUUCAAAUUGUUCACUGAGCAUAAUGCGUAGCAUGUUUGCAAAUGCUGUUAGAGCACUUCAGAUAUUGAAAAAGAGCCAAGGAUUGUUUUUGUUGCAAUCCACCAAUCAUUCUUUGAAUUUCCGUGUCAGUAUAUAGUCUUAAAAGCUAAAGCCUUAUAUCCUGGCUUAUUACUCAGUGUCAGUGAAUGCAUUUUGACAAAGGUGCAUUUGAAAUAGAUGGAGCAAUUUAAUUUAAAGCCUGUGUUGGCUACUUAUGUCACAGUGUUUGUUUUCAAUGAAUUCUUGAAGUCAUUUUAAGAUAUCAUUAUUAAAAUGUAAAGCUAGUGGUUCUUGUCCAUAAUUUCCAUUUUGAUAGAUUUCCAUUUGCUGUAGAAACGAAUUUGUCUAUGAAUGAAUCAUUAAUUUUG
Messenger RNA from Sphaerodactylus townsendi, 3237 nucleotides. RefSeq names its product mitogen-activated protein kinase kinase kinase 21 (gene MAP3K21). Gene Ontology annotation, biological process: protein phosphorylation. The coding region runs from base 32 to 1969 and encodes 645 amino acids. The record is from RefSeq and is a predicted model, not a curated record. NCBI's taxonomy places the organism in Eukaryota, Metazoa, Chordata, Lepidosauria, Squamata, Sphaerodactylidae. The transcript has 3 exons. Gene Ontology annotation, molecular function: ATP binding; protein binding; JUN kinase kinase kinase activity.